Neurospora hispaniola is the source of this 1551-nucleotide messenger RNA. Its product is annotated as chromosome segregation protein Csm1/Pcs1-domain-containing protein. Gene Ontology annotation, biological process: attachment of mitotic spindle microtubules to kinetochore; meiotic sister chromatid segregation. Gene Ontology annotation, cellular component: nucleolus; mitotic spindle; chromosome, centromeric core domain. The record is from RefSeq and is a predicted model, not a curated record. The transcript is spliced from 3 exons. NCBI's taxonomy places the organism in Eukaryota, Fungi, Ascomycota, Sordariomycetes, Sordariales, Sordariaceae. Gene Ontology annotation, molecular function: protein binding; microtubule site clamp. The coding region runs from base 1 to 1551 and encodes 516 amino acids.
AUGGCUCCUGCCAAACGAAAGACCGCUUCCACACCCUCCGUAGCGAGCAAGCGAACCGCCGCGGCGACCGCUUCCGCAAACAAAGUCACCAAGGCGUCCGCCCAAAAGACCAAAGCCCUUACAGUACGACAAAAGGCCGCCCUUGCUCGUGCCGCGCUGGCAGAGAGUUCCGGCAACGUUACCGCGACUCCCUCUACCGUCGGAAGAGCAACUCGCACCAGUGGAAGGGGGAAGCGCGCCGCCGCCACUACUAUACAAGAGGAAGAGACGGAAUCUACCGAGCACACUGGGACAAUUGCGGAGGAGCAAGGGGACGAGGAUACGACUAUGCAUGAUGUUACUGCUACCGAGGAAGUGGAGGCGCCGCCGAAGGAAACAACGACAAGGGCGACAAGGGGGAGGCCGAGGAAAACUGCUGCAGCGGCUGUGGCGGAGACGCCCAUGUCGGUGACGGCGACUGCGACAAGAGGCGGAAGGGGGAGGAAGAAGAAGGUGGAGGAGUUGGUGGUAGUGGAAGAGGAUGAGACGUCACAGCAGGAAGAGGUAACGGAGGUGACACAUGAGGAGACUCAAAUUGAGGAGGAGGAAUCGUUGCCGAUCCCGGGGGCGUGGCAUAGCGGACCUCCAGCGAGCACAACCAGGAAGUCGUCUUCGUUGGGGCUGGGGUUUAAGACACAUACGGCUGGGGCAAGGACUGACGACCCGGAGCUACGGCGCAAGUUGGGCGAGCUGACGCAGAAGUACGAGGCGUUGGAGCUGAAAUACAGAGAUCUGAGAGAGGUUGCGGUUAAGGAGGCGGAGAGGAACUUUGACAGGUUGAGGAAGCAAUCCGAAGAGAGGACGACUGCCUCCGACCAGCUGAUUGCCGCCCUCAAAGCCGAGCUCACCUCCCAGAAGCAAGCCGCCAGAGAGGCCACUCGUCUCCACAAGCAGCUCGAAGCAUCCGAAUCCCAACUGUCAAGCCUCAAUGCCAAAGUCGCCGAACUCACGAGCUCCCUCACAAAAUCCAAGACGGAAGUCAAUGCCCUCAACAUCAAGCUCACAGCCUCCCGUCAAGCCGAAGCCGCAGCGGUCGCCAAAAUUGGCCAACCUCAAGUGCCUGGAAGCGCCAUGAAGAACAAGCAGAACGGCAACCGGAUGCUCACCAUGGGCAACUCGGAAGCCAUUGCCCAAGCGACUCAGCAGCACCAACUGAAAGAGGAUCUCUACUCGGAUCUGACCGGGUUGAUCGUCAGAGGGGUCAAGAGGGACCAGCAAACGGGUGAGGAUGUGUAUGAUUGCAUACAGACGGGGAAGAAUGGAACACUCCAUUUCAAACUUGCACACAUCAGCGCCAACUCCCCCCACGUCGAUGCGGAUGAGACGACCCAGUACUUUGACGAAGACCAGUUCCACUACAUGCCGCAGCUUGAUGCGAGCAGGGACCGCACGCUUAUUGAUCUGCUGCCAGAUUAUUUGGUUGAGGAAAUCACUUUCCCCAAGCAGCAUGCGGCAAAGUUUUAUUCAAGAGUCAACAAGGCUUUAACGGAGACGGUACCACAGGCGCAAUAG